Dermatophagoides farinae (American house dust mite) is the source of this 2755-nucleotide messenger RNA. Lineage: Eukaryota; Metazoa; Arthropoda; Arachnida; Sarcoptiformes; Pyroglyphidae. The record is from RefSeq and is a predicted model, not a curated record.
AUCAUCAUCAUCAUCAUCAACAUCAACAUCAAUGUCAAUGUCAUCAUCAUCAUCUGAUUUAUUUGAUCAUUAUCAACGUAAAUAUCAUGCAUUAAAAAUACCACCAUGUGAUCCUGGUUAUUUUGAAUGUGAUUCUGGCGAUUAUUGUGUGAAACAACAAUUUAAUUGUGAUGAUAAUGAAGAUUGUCCAGAUGGUUCAGAUGAAUCUAAUUGUACGGAUAAAUAUGAUUCAAGUUAUUAUAAUAAAUUAUUCAGUAAACGACCGGAUGAAGAUCGUGAAAAAUUGACAAUUAAUUGUUCAUUAACAAUGAUACCGGCUAUUUGUACAUGUUCCGGUAUGGGUAUAUUUUGUGUAAAUCGUAAUCUACAUGAUGUACCUAGAAAAGAUUUGCCCAAAAAAAUGAAUGUAUUAGAUUUAAGUGGCAAUCAAAUUUCAAUCAUAAAGAAUACAACUUUUACACGACGUUUACGUCAUCUAAAAUCAUUAAUAUUGACCAGCAAUAAUAUCCAUACACUACAAUCGGAUGCAUUCGGUAAUCUAACUGAAUUAACACAUUUACAUCUUAUUGGCAAUCAAUUGGAAGUGAUUGUUGAUUUUGUUUUUCAUAAAAAUAAAAAAUUACGAUUAUUAAAUCUAUCGUAUAAUCCAAUACGUAUGAUUGGCCUAAAUGCAUUCAAUGGCUUGAAUGGAUUAAUCGAACUUGAUCUACGAGCUUGUCAAUUAAUCCGAUUACCGGCAAGACAAUUUUUCCCAUUGAAUCAAUUACAAAUAUUAUGGCUACAACAGAAUCGUAUAUGGUUCAUUAAUAAUGAUGCAUUAGUUCAUUUGAACAAUCUGGAUACACUAUCAUUGGCCCAUAAUCAAUUAAGCGAAUUGAAUGAAGCAAUAUUUAUCGAUCUUAUACGAUUAAAGUCACUUUCAUUAGCUUAUAAUAAACUAACAUUUAUAACGGAAAAUCAAUUGAAUCAAAUGACAUCAUUGGCUAAAUUAGAUUUAAGCUUUAAUCAGAUCGUAACCAUUCAAUCACAUGCAUUCAAUAAUAUGCUACAAUUACGAUCAUUAGCUUUACAAGGGAAUCGUUUCCAAAAACUUCCGCAGGAUAUAUUCAAUGAGCUUAAAGAAUUGACACAUAUUUAUUUCAGUGAUUUUCGCCAUUGUACAUAUGCCUUAAAUGUUCGUGUUUGUAUACCUCGUGGUGAUGGUAUCAGUAGUGUACAACAUUUAUUAGAUAGUGUCAUAUUACGUAUUGCCGUAUGGAUUGUAGCCAUGAUUGCUUUGAUUGGCAAUUGUUUGGUCAUUAUUGGUCGUAUGAUGAUGCAUGAAUUGAAUGUAGUGCAUUCAUUUUUCAUUAAAAAUCUAGCAAUGGCCGAUUUGUUGAUGGGCAUUUAUCUAUUUAUCAUUGCUUAUUAUGAUAUAAAAUUUCGUAAUCAUUAUAUAUUAUAUGAAGAAGAAUGGCGUAUGAGUUGGCAAUGUACAUUUGCCGGUAUUAUAUCGACAAUUUCAUCUGAAUCAUCUGUAUUUAUAUUGGCUAUAAUUACGAUCGAUCGUUAUUUAUCGGUAAUGCAUCCAUUUUCAAUUAAACGUCAUUCAAUGUCAUUUGCAAUUGGUGCCAUGUUUAUGGUUUGGGCAUUAUCAAUCAUUCUGGCUCUAUUGCCUUUGAUAGCUAAACGUUAUUUCACAAAUCGUUUUUAUGGCAAUAAUGGUGUAUGUCUUGGUCUUCAGCUACAUGAUGGUACUGGCAUCGGUUAUUCAACAUUCCUAUUCUGUGGUGUUAAUUCCAUUGUAUUUCUAUUUAUAAUGCAUGCAUAUAUGAAAAUGUCAAUGGCUAUUAUGAAUUCGGCUAUUGGUCUACGUACUACACAACAACAUGAUCGUAAUAUUGCUAAACGUUGUGCAUUCAUCGUAGCAACUGAUGGUAUUUGUUGGUUACCUAUUGUACUUAUUAAAUUAGCAGCUAUUUCUGGUAUACCAAUCAAUCAAGAUCUUUAUGCAUGGGUUGCUGUAUUUUUAUUGCCCGUAAAUUCGGCCUUAAAUCCAGUGCUUUAUACAUUGACAACAAAAUUAUUCAAACAACAUUUAAAUCGUUUUAUAACGCAUAAUUUUUCAUCACAAAAUCGUCAUACACCACCAAUGAUGGAUCAUUCAAGUGGUUCAUCAUCAUUUUGUUCAUUGAAUCAUAAUCAUAUCAAUCAUAUAAAAGAAAAUCGUGAUUCAGAUCCAAGUAUACAUUUGAAUCUAAAAAAUAAUUUAGCUACUGUAGAUCUCCAUCAUUAUCAUCAUAAUAAUAAUCAACGUUAUCAUCAUUGCCAACAUCACCAUUGUCAUCAUCAUCAUCAUCAUCAUCAUCAUAAUUGUCAUCGGACAUCAACAUCAUCGAAUAAUGUGACAAAUAAUCGAUCAUUUCCAAAUCGUUUUAAUUCAAAACGUUCCGUUAUGACCAUCUUAUCGGAUGGUUCACCAGCCUAUACAACAGGUCCAUCACCUACUCAUACAGAUCAAAAUAUUGGUGGUACAAUGGAAAUUGUACGUUUAGAACAAUUAUUCGAGAAUAAUAAAAAUGAUACUAGCCAAACAGCAACAGAUGAUAAUGGAUCAAAUGUGGCCAAUAACAAUCAUCAACAACAACAACAACAACAAAAAAAUAAAAUUACAGUCAAUCCGUUAUCAUUGGAAAAACAAAAUGAAACAACCGAAAUUGAAUCUGGACGAAAAAAAGAUGUGGCCAAAUUAUCCGAUGAUCAUUCAUUAUUAUAA